This is a messenger RNA of Cladophialophora immunda, 3243 nucleotides long. RefSeq lists its product as uncharacterized. The record is from RefSeq and is a predicted model, not a curated record. The transcript is spliced from 4 exons. Gene Ontology annotation, biological process: regulation of DNA-templated transcription. The coding region runs from base 1741 to 2760 and encodes 339 amino acids. Lineage: Eukaryota; Fungi; Ascomycota; Eurotiomycetes; Chaetothyriales; Herpotrichiellaceae. Gene Ontology annotation, molecular function: zinc ion binding; DNA-binding transcription factor activity, RNA polymerase II-specific.
AGCAAGCCACGAACUGCCUGUCCUGUCCAACUCCUCGUAACGACCUUUGACCUUCUUCACCAUUACCAUGGCUCUCCCAAGCAUGUUACGAUGGUGAUUUGCUCGUCAAAAGAUGGGUUGCUUUUUUGCCUCUGCGCCUCUUGUUUUGUUCCUGCAUCGCUCAUUUUCCGGCCACGCUUUCAUCCAUCAGGCCUAGACUGGGUUUAGAAACAUCCAUCUGCAAUUCCCUCCCUCUGCCCUUUGUUCCUCUGGGUCUGGCCCUCGCCCACGAACUCACCAACUCCACCCCAUCCGCCCCGUGAGUCAGCGCUGAUGUUAGGGAACUGGGUUCCUGCUGCACCUCCCUGCGCCCUUAGGUCAACUGCCCUUUGAAGGGGCUUGCGUGGUCCUUUCUGAUGGUGUCCGGUCACCGUUCCAUCUAGAUUGGCUCGCGGCACCGCAGUCGACUCUCUAUUUACACCACUGCAACAUCUUAUGCGCCCUUUUUGGGCCCUGCUCGCCCAACCGUUCCUCGCACAGACCGCCACCUGCGCCCGCUGCUUUCCCAUCGAGAACAUCCCUCGAUCGUGUCCUUACAACCUCCUCUCUAUGACGCAACAGAUCUCGUACUUCUCUCCCUGAACCAAACCCUACCUCCCCUCCCCCAUCAGACGACCCAAUCGUCCCCUGGUACAGCCCGCCCGACCGAUAUCCGCGUCUUCAAUCCUCCAGAAGAAACGUCCUUAUCCGAGCGUAAGCUUCCCGCCCUGAUCAGCGUCCGCCGCCCGAAAAGCCACGCAUCUGCUGUACCAUCUGCGUCCGAACUAUUGCCCGGACAUCAUCCCUGAGUUUGGAGCCCAUUGCUGUCUUCGUUUUCCAUCCGUCACGCUUGUUGGAUCUCGUGUAUAUACCAAGACUUCUUCCCAACCCAUUCUGCGGUGACAUAAGGGACGGAAUAAACUUCACACGGGUGUGCGGAAAUUGUGUCGCAUCAUCCUGCCCACCCUAAGCAACGGCCUUCUGAUACACCACCUGGCUGCUUGAGUCGAGGCUCUAUAUCAACCAUCAGAAUCCUGGCUCAUCAAUCCACUCUCGCGUCUUCUAUCUACCAACCAAAGUCUCCUUCCCAUAACCUGCAUCGGAGACCAGGCCCCCCGAGGAACUCAUCACACCUGUCACACUUGCAGCGCCACAAUACCACUAGAACACUGACAAACCCGACAAACAUCAGAUCAGACAAGAACACGGAGAGCGGCCGAGGCUACGUUGGGAAGUGACCAGGCUGCCCUGCUUGCAGAACUUCAGAUCUUGUAUAGAUCGACUUGAUCUAGGAAAAGUCCUGCGGACUUACUGUCGGGCGGUGGCCCCAAACCGCAGCGGGUGUUCCACGCCAAUCCAAUUCCUGCCGCUGGGCGACGUACACACUUAGUCAGGCUUUGGCUUCAUUUACGAGAAAGCAGAAGCCAGGCCCUGCCAUUCGUCGACACGGUUACGCAAUUCGACUGUUGCGAAGGUUAUUCACCUGACUCCGCAUUGCUCCGACCUCACCCAACGAACUUCUCGGUUUCUGGGAUUACCGUAAUCAACUCCAAGCAGUCGUAGGUCGACAUUCCCGACUCCAUCCCAGAAGCCUGACACGACGUCUUGCAUUUCGACAUCGUUCUUUAAGUCUGUGAAAAGCCCACGGCCGUCUUUAUCAUCAACCAUCCAGACCUUCAAGGCUCGCUGUGCCGAACAUUUUCCCCUCUCACAACCACCAACAUGCCCACUCGGAUAAGCGGUGCGUGCAACGGGUGCCGUACGAAGAAACAAAAGUGCAGCGGCGAUCGGUCCGGCUGUUCACAAUGUCAUGCUGCGGGCAUCCCGUGUACAUGGCCUGAGCAAAGAAAAAGAGGUCCCGCCAAGGGCUACAUCGAAGGCCUCGAGCACCGCCUUCACGAGGCUGAAUCGCUUCUUCUCGCCCUACUGCCCAUCAUCUCAACUGAACAACUCAAAUGCGCCACCGAUUCUCUCAGUUCAAGUCCGUCGACCAACAACCUCAACAUCCUCGGCCUGAAAACCCGUGACUCGCCAUCUCCUGGGCCACACACGAUGAGAAGUAGUCCACCGGUCUUGAACAAGAAGACCGGGAUCGAAUACUGGGAGUCGUUCCCUCUUGACAGCGUCGACAACAUCCGCAAAUGGCAGGAGGAUUGCGCUUUGCAUUCCGGUUCCAAUGGGCAAAGCCAAUCUUCCUUCCGAAAUUCUAUUGACGACGGGCACUCGCAUAAUCCCCUCCAUUCCUUAAACGCGGCGAGCUACUCGCGUCCUGGCUCCGUCGAUCUCACUCGCCACGGCCACGGCCACGGCCACGGCCAUUCUCAGUCUGGUCCUUUCCGUUCUAUGAGCACAGACUCUUACCGCAGCGGAGCAAGCACUCCGGUGAAUGUACCUCAACAUUCCCUAUCACAACCCAAUAUCCCCACGGCCUCAAGCACCCAGCAACAACAAACAGGCCACAGCCAAACGUCCACACCUAAUUGGCAAUCCCUAUCCUCGUUUCUGUCCAACAACAGCUCGCCCAAUAACCAUACCUCAAGUCCGAACGUCAACGGUGCGGGCAUCGGCGCAGAAGCCAUGCUGCUACAGAGUUUCGCGGACUCGAGCUGGGCCCAGGCACAAACAUUGAAUAGCGGCAUGGGCAUGACCGGGCUCGGCACCGCCAUGGGCGUGGAGAGCGGACCCAUGGAGGUCGAUACAGGGUUUUUCACGAACGAUAUGCAGAGACGAUUGUUUUGGUAGCCUGCGUCGCGGGCGCACAACAAAUGGGAUGGCGCAUUUGGGGGGCCUUCAACACAUGGCACAUUAGAAGGGGAUGGACGAUGGCGUUCAAGGGCAGACGAUACACGUCAUGAGUGGACGAAUUGUUUCAGGUUACCCCAAAAGAAAAACCGUGGAUCGGUUACAGCACACUUCGGCUUGGCUGCGCCGAGCUGUAAUGAAAUCGAAGCCUCGUGGUAUCGAGAACGAAGGGAUAGGGUUGGCCAGGGGGUUGGUCUCGGGACCUAGAGAUGCCUCUCUGGAGGGCAUUGUACGGGUGUGACUUAUAUGGCGAUCGCAGUGUGUUUGUCUUGUAAUGUUAUGGAAGCGAUCGAUACCCCAUUACAACGAGGAAUUAUCCAACCAUUCGAACUCUUCCAAUAUGAGCCUUUCUCCGAUGCGCGUUACACCUCGAUAUUGACCGUUGCGUCCCAGUGGCCGUGAGAUUGUGACGGGGCGGCACGG